This is a messenger RNA of Striga hermonthica, 2531 nucleotides long. NCBI's taxonomy places the organism in Eukaryota, Viridiplantae, Streptophyta, Magnoliopsida, Lamiales, Orobanchaceae. The record is from the annotation of a GenBank genome assembly.
GAUGAAUGCACCAACUUUCGCGGGGACUGAGAACCCCACAGCGGUGUUGGAGUGGAUCAAAGAACUGGAUAAGAUCUUCGUUGUGCUUCCCCUCCCUGACCGUCAGCGGGUAUCCCUCGCGGCUUAUCAGAUGAAGGAGGAUGCUUCCGACUGGUGGAUUGACCACUGGGCUCGGAGGCCAGAGGCGGAGCUUCAUGCACUCACUUGGGAGCAAAUGAAGAUGAUGGUGCGUGGCAAGUUCCUUCCCCAGAGCUUUUGGGACAGGAUGGAGCAUGAGUUCUACCAUUUGCAGCAGGGCAGCUCCACAGUGGAUGAGUAUAUCCGCACUUUCACCGGAAUGUGCCUUUUUGCGGGCGACGCGGUGAAUACCGAUGCCAAGAAGGCCCGCAAGUUUCUCAAGGGGCUCAAUCAGAGGAUCCGUGAACUGGUGGGGAGUGACGGACUGAUGUCUUAUGCAAAUACCGUGAGUCGGGCUCAGGAGAAGGGGAAUUUCGAUAGGCGCGACAAUCGAUCCUCCACUGGACAAGCCUACCCGAAAUGCGGUAGAUCCCACAACGGUGAGUGCCUAGCUAGCCAGAGCACUUGUUUCAACUGUAACCGCCCGAGACGCUAUGCCAAUGUUUGCCGUGAGUCGAAGAGACAACAACAGCCGCCCUAUCCUCAUCAGCAGCAGCUUCCCCCACCGCCACCCCAUCAGCAGCAGCCGCCCCCACUGUUCCAGCAGAAGACUGGGGGUCAGGCCUGUGUCUAUACCAUUACCCAUGAUGAGGCCGCCCGCAACACAGGUACUAUGUCCGAAAUGCUUUCUAUCUCCAACGUGUCUGUCUUUGCAUUAUGUGAUACCGGUGCUACCCAUUCCUUUAUUUCUUCUCGUUGCUUGGAGGCCUUAUCUAUUAACACUGUGAAUUUUUGUGAUCCUCUCGAGGUUAGUCUAGCCUCGGGAAAAAUUAUUAUCUCUGAUUCUGUGGUUCGCAAUCUUCCUAUUUGUAUUGGUGGUCAAGUUCUGGAGGCCGACGUGUAUGUAAUUGAAAUGCGAGACUUUGACGUGAUUUUGGGCAUGGACUGGCUCACCCAUUACCGAGUUGAUAUCCGGUGCCAGGAGCGCGAAGUCACCCUCUAUCCCGUUUCCGAUCAGCCUAUUGUGAAGAGACUUUCCAAGGGUAGCUGUCAAGGCUAUCUUGUUUCCUUGGUAUCCGAUGUUGUUGAUGAGCGGGUACCCGAUAGAGUAUUCAUCGUUUGCGAAUACCUCGACGUUUCACCUGAUGAUUUGCCCGGAGGACCACCAGACCGCCAGGUGGAGUUCACCAUUGACCAAAUUCCAGGAGCCGGCCCCGUUUCUAAGGCCCCUUAUCGUAUGGCGCCGAAGGAGCUUCAAGAGCUCAAGGCCCAGAUCCAGGAGUUGCUUAAACUCGGUUUUAUUUGUCCGAGUGUCUUGCCGUGGGGUGCGCCCGUCCUAUUCGUGAAGAAGAAAGACGGAUCUAUGCGCAUAUGCAUUGACUACCGGGAGUUUAAUGCCCUUACAGUCAAGAACAAGUACUCCCUUCCCCGUAUUGAGGACCUUUUCGACCAGCUGAGGGGGGCCAGCGUCUUCUCAAAGAUUGAUUUGCGUUCUGGCUAUCAUCAGCUGAAGAUCUGGGAGUCGGAUAUUUCUAAGACUGCUUUUCGUACACGCUAUGGCCACUAUGAGUUCGUUUUCAUGGACCUUAUGAAUAGAGUCUUUCAUCCUUUCCUGGACCAGUUCGUCAUUGUGUUCAUCGACGACAUUCUGGUCUAUUCCCGAGAUAUCGAUCAGCUCAAGGAGCAUUUGAGGAUUGUGCUGGAGACUCUUCGCGGCGAGAAGUUGUAUGCUAAGUUCUCGAAGUGCGAGUUCUGGCUGAACCGUGUGGCAUUCCUUGGCCACAUUGUGACAGCUCGAGGCAUUGAGGUGGAUCCCAGCAAGAUUGAGGCGAUAAGCAAAUGGGAUACGCCAAGAAGUGCCGCAGAUGUUCGUAGUUUCCUGGGGUUAGCAGGAUACUAUAGAAGGUUUAUCGAGGGCUUCUCAAAGAUAGCCCAGCCACUGACCAACCUUACGAUGAAAGCCGUGAGGUUUGAUUGGAGUUCUCAGUGCGAGGAGAGUUUCCAGGAGUUGAAGAGGAGACUCACUACCGCGCCUGUCUUAUCUAUACCCGACCCUACUUUGGAGUUCACCAUCUAUAGUGAUGCUUCGAAGAUGGGUUUGGGAUGUGUCCUUAUGCAGCAGGGAAAAGUCGUAGCUUAUGCUUCGAGGCAGCUGAAGCCUCACGAGCAGAACUACCCCACUCAUGAUCUCGAGUUAGCUGCAGUUUUCCACGCCUUGAAGAUUUGGCGACACUACCUCUAUGGAGGCAAGUGUGAGAUCUUUACCGACCACAAGAGCCUAAAGUACAUUUUCACUCAGAAGGAGCUGAACAUGAGGCAGCGUAGAUGGUUGGAGCUGGUCAAGGACUACGACUGCACCAUUAGCUAUCAUCUUGGGAAAGCUAAUGUGGUAGCCGAUGCCCUUAGUCGAAGGA